UCAGAAAUACUGUUCUACUGUAUAAACUACAGUAGGAAGAGGAGGAUGAUAAGAGAACAAAUGAGAACACCAUGAUCUUACAAAUGAUCUUACUGGCAAUAAAUGUGCCUCCUGUGAAAAGUCUGCAGCUGACUUUGCUCGUCCUAUUUACACCACUGUAUUUUAACGUUGUAUAAAAACUGUAUAAAAAAGUUUGACAACCACUGCAUUAGGCAAUUUAUUAUUUCCUAAUUUUGAUCAAAUCCCCACAGAUUAUGCACCAACAUGUGCAAUUUCGCCUUAGUUUUACUAUUUUAUAUAACCAUGGCAAAGACAAUCACAAAAAAACUGCAAAACAUUUUCCCUACGUCCUGUACCGUAAAAGUGACAAAUUAUUGAAUGAUGCUUAUAAUUUUCCAUGGGUGUCUGUGGACCAUCAGUUCCUUUGUUUAAUAAAUUACAGUAUAAUUAACUACAAUUAAAGGAGACAGUCAUACUGUUUUUGUUGGUUUCAAAAGCUUUGAAUAAUCUACUAUACAUAUAUAAUCUCACAUUCAUUUUAAAAGCAAUUUUUAGAGAAAACACUCAGAGAAAACCUGUAUAGGCUGUUCAUUUUCUCACAAUGCAACAACAAUUAGAAGAAACGAGAAAAUAUUGAAACAAACAGACAAGUAAACAGUACGAUCCUUUUCAGAAUUACUUGGUGUGAAGGCUGAGUCGGUGUCCAUACCAUUGUUUUUAGGUAAUCUCAUCUGCCUUUGAUUGCACAUAGAUCAAAGUCAACAGUGUCACUCAGCAUUCACACAGCAUUUUCACAUUUCCUGGUCAGUUGGUGUAUGCCAACUACAGGCUGCCAUUGCUGCCUGGUUGGACCGUUUGUUUACCUCCAUCCCAUCUGUCAUUCAUAAUUCCAUCGAUAAUUCAUUACGUUUUUGUGUUGUUUUUCAAGUGUUUCUAUGACAGCCUCUGAGCAAAGAUGCCUCGCUCUGUUGUCAAAUCCCAAGGGAGCAAGGAAAUAACCACGCCAUCUGGACCAGCGACCCCGCCUCCAGUGCAAGACCCGGAAUAUAUCGUUCCUGGUCGUUUAACUAAGGCCCAGUGGACAAAGGCGUUAAGACAAGAACAUACAGACGACAUAGUGGGGGAGAUUGUGGAUGAUCUGCUGAACAAGGUCAUGGAAGGCUGUUUGAAGGCACACGUUAAAGGCCAGCUUGUACCGUAUUGUACGUCUUGGGCCAAAAGCUACUUCACACGGAUUUUAGAGCAACAAAUCAUGUGCCCAGAUGAAGGUGAAGAACCAGAGGAAGCACCUAAACCUGAAGACACAGAGCCUUUCCCAGCUCCUUGUGAUCCCUGGGCCCAAGGAAGUGUCCCUGUUGUCAGCGCCACUCACCAAACUUACCGCACUGUUUCACAACAGGAUGAAGGUGUUCAGGUCCCAGCACAAACAGAAACAACAGGCAACCAGCAAUGUAAUGGCAAGGGCCAAACAACCAUUUCUCCAAAGCGACCUGAUAAGGAAACCAGCCCUAAGAAGCCUGGCAGCGACAAACAUUGUAAUGGUAUAAGUCCUCGUCCCCCACCAACGACCAACCAAAGGAGAAAGCAGCUGGGAAGUUUAGUUCCCAGGCCUGUUCAAGGGAAAUUGCUGCCGGUUUUGUCCUAUUCAGCACGAAAAAAGGAAGCGGAAGUAGAAAGUAAAAAUAGAAUAUAUUUAGUUAGACCUAAGGUUGCGGAUAAUAACUACACAAAAGCCAAUCCCAGAAUAACAAAUGGAUUUUCCAAACUAGAAUCAAAGUUUACCAAGCCACAAACUGAGCGGACCAUGGCCACACUGCCACCAUUAACCAGCUCCAAGGAUUAGCCAGCAAAGUUUCAAAGUAGAAAAAAUGAAACAGAUUCAGUCUCUCUGAAGAGUUGAAGAAGCCUCUUGAGUUGAGAGGUGAAACUUCUUCAACCAAACACCCACACUCUCGAAGAUACAAGGUGUGACUGUGAGGGUGAAUGCUUGUUCAUCUCUGUAUGUUGGCCCUGCGAUGGACCAGCGACUUGGCCAGGGUGGAUCCCGCCUUUCACCCUGUGUCAGCUAGGAUUGGCUCAAGCUCCCCGUGCGACCCUAAAGUGGAGGAUAAAGCAGUAGAAAAUGUAUAGAUGAAUGGACUGAAGACCUUUCACAGACAUGUUGCUACACAUUUAUGUUUCCCUCUAGAGCCUGAAUAUAGUCAGGAGAGCUGGACACAAUGGUUUUGUUUGAGGACAUCUCCUGGCAGUGGAAAAUAACCUUCAAAGCUGAGGCCAGUCGAAGAAGUGUGCCACUGUUUUCACAUGACCAGUUUGCCAGAGAUCAACAACCUCAGGUCCCACCAUUGUUUCAGUCCAAGAACUUUACUGAGCAAAGUGAGCUAUCGUUGUAAAGGAAUUAUCAUACCGAGUAAUGUCUUUGAGCUAUGCUGUGAGAAAUAAUACUUGAACAUGUUUUGAACAGAUUUCCACUCAAGCCAUUUGUGACAUAUGCUGCUUUUGCGAGAUAUAAUAGCCAGUAAACUAAUUUAAUGUAUGGUUUUGUAAAAUAAAUUGUUCAAACUUGAAGUUUACCUAACUUAGUGAAGGCAAAUAUUAUAGCUUCAUAUGUUAAGAACAUUAUUUGGUUAAGUGUCUGUGUCAUACACUGCAUACAGUAACCCAAUCACAUCAACAUACAUCAUACAAGACUUAAAUUCCCAGGAUUUAACAGUGUCCGCUUGCAAUACCUUGAUGUUCGUAAUAAACUUACUGAAUAUAUGUACACUAAGAGCACCAAUAAAAACAAUAAUCUGA
Molecule: messenger RNA, 2796 nt
Organism: Solea senegalensis (Senegalese sole)
Lineage: Eukaryota; Metazoa; Chordata; Actinopteri; Pleuronectiformes; Soleidae
Exons: 3
Coding region: 956-1843 (295 amino acids)
Source: RefSeq, a predicted model, not a curated record